Talpa occidentalis (Iberian mole) is the source of this 872-nucleotide messenger RNA. RefSeq names its product interferon induced transmembrane protein 10 (gene IFITM10). NCBI's taxonomy places the organism in Eukaryota, Metazoa, Chordata, Mammalia, Eulipotyphla, Talpidae. The record is from RefSeq and is a predicted model, not a curated record. Gene Ontology annotation, cellular component: plasma membrane.
AUGGGGACGGGGCUCUACAUCCUGGUCUGGGGACGGGGCUGGCCCAGUGGUGGCCGGACACUGGCCCAGCAGGGCCGAUGCAGCCGGCCGGGAGCGCGGAGGCGCCGCGGCUCCAGCCAGCCUGGCCCGCACACGGGCGGGGGUGUGGGCAGGCUCCUCGGCCUCCCUGGGGGAUCCUCCCGUGCCGGGCCAGACACCGGCAGCGGGGCGGCCCGAGGACCCUGUGGGCCCCGGGAAGGGGCCGAUGCCCGGGGCCCGCUCGUGCCCAGCCCUGCUGGGAGCCCCGCCAGCACCACGGACGGCGCCCAGGAAGCCCGCGUGCCCCUGGACGGGGCCUUCUGGAUCCCGCGGCCCCCGGGCUCCCCCAAGGGCUGCUUCGCCUGCGUGUCCAAGCCCCCAGCGCUGCAGGCGCCAGCGGCCCCCGCCCCGGAGCCCUCGGCCUCGCCCCCCAUGGCCCCCACCCUGUUCCCCAUGGAGUCCAAGAGCAGCAGGACGGACAGCGUGCGGGCGGCCGGCGCCCCCCAGGCCUGCAAGCACCUGGCCGAGAAGAAGACCAUGACGAACCCCGCCACGGUGAUCGAGGUGUACCCCGACGCCAGCGAGGUGAACGACUACUACCUGUGGUCCAUCUUCAACUUCGUCUACCUCAACUUCUGCUGCCUGGGCUUCAUCGCCCUGGCCUACUCCCUCAAAGUGCGUGACAAGAAGCUCCUCAAUGACCUGAACGGCGCCGUGGAGGACGCCAAGACGGCGCGGCUGUUCAACAUCACCAGCUCCGCCCUGGCCGCCUCCUGCAUCGUCCUGGUCUUCAUCUUCCUGCGGUACCCGCUGGCCGACUACUAGCCGCCGGCGCCGCUCCCGCCGCAUCCCGA